AUGAUUAGAAAGCAAGCUCGCCAAAGGCGCGACUACCUUUACCGAAAAGCCCUCCUGCUCAAGGAGGCCGAAGUUGCAGAGAAGCGCGCCAAGCUAAGGUCUGCUUUGGCCUCUGGCAAGCCGCUCGACCCCGAGAUUGCGAAGGACAAGGAACUGCGGAAGGACUUCGACUACGAUGUUUCAAGGGAUGUGAACGGCGACGCUAUCGAUAUUGACGACGAAUACUCGGAGUUGUCAGGUGUCAUUGACCCCAGGAUCUUGGUUACCACAAGUCGCGAUCCCUCCAGCAGACUCGGCCAGUUCAGCAAGGAAAUCCGCCUCCUACUACCUACCAGUGUUCGCCUCAACCGUGGUAAUCUCGUUUUGGAAGACCUUGUUGGUGCCGCGAAGGCGCAAAACUUGACGGAUGUUGUUUUGCUACACGAGCAUCGUGGUGUCCCUACGGCCAUGACCAUCUCCCACUUUCCCCAUGGUCCUACGCUCAUGGUCUCCCUCCACAACGUCGUUCUCCGCGCCGAUAUCCCCAAGUCGAUAAAGGGCACAGUCAGCGAAAGCUACCCUAGGUUAAUCUUCGAGGGCUUCAACACCAAGCUUGGCGAGCGUGUGGUCAAGAUCCUCAAGCACCUCUUCCCGCCCCGCGAGGCGACACAGAAACCCAACGUCGGCAACAGAGUCAUCACAUUUGUCAACAACGACGAUACCAUUGAGGUCAGACACCACGUCUAUGUCCGUACCUCGUAUGACUCGGUGGAGCUCAGUGAGGUCGGACCCCGGUUCACGAUGAAGCCCUUCAAGAUCACCAUGGGCACCCUCGACAACAAGGAUGCGGAUACCGAGUGGCACCUUAGCCAGUACACCAGGACCAGCAGGAAGAAGAACUACUUUUAA
This is a messenger RNA of Sordaria macrospora k-hell, 888 nucleotides long. RefSeq lists its product as uncharacterized. Lineage: Eukaryota; Fungi; Ascomycota; Sordariomycetes; Sordariales; Sordariaceae. Gene Ontology annotation, cellular component: Mpp10 complex; small-subunit processome; nucleolus. The record is from RefSeq and is a predicted model, not a curated record. Gene Ontology annotation, biological process: rRNA processing. Gene Ontology annotation, molecular function: rRNA primary transcript binding; snoRNA binding.